Molecule: messenger RNA, 1575 nt
Organism: Lachancea fermentati
Lineage: Eukaryota; Fungi; Ascomycota; Saccharomycetes; Saccharomycetales; Saccharomycetaceae
Source: the annotation of a GenBank genome assembly
AUGAGUGAAAUCGCAUCUUCACAGGAACGUACCGUCAACACUGUCAGAGUGUCAACGGUCAAAGCACAGCACCACUUCACGGGAGCCGAGGUGCGCCAUUAUUUCAAGACGCGGUUCACGCAGCUCAUCCCUACACGCAAGUCGAUCCGUGAGGCGCGCGAACAAUAUCCUAUCAACCCAUUUCCUGCCCUCAAACACAUGAACUGGCAGCAAACGCAGUUUUUUAUCGUUGGUUUCUUGGCGUGGACCUGGGAUGCGCUCGACUUUUUCGCCGUGUCGCUUAACAUGUCCAACAUCGCGAAAGACAUGGACAAAUCGAUCACCGACAUCUCGCACGCUAUCACGCUGGUUCUAUUGUUGCGUGUGGUGGGGGCCAUCAUUUUCGGUUAUUUGGGUGACCGUUAUGGUAGAAAGUAUCCUUACUGUGUCAGUAUGGCGCUUAUCGUAGUGAUUCAGAUCGGAACUGGUUUCGUCAAAACGUUCCCCGCGUUUUUGGGCUGCAGGGCUCUUUUCGGUAUCAUUAUGGGCUCUAUUUUCGGUAUUGCAAACGCCACAGCACUAGAAAACGCGCCCGUUGAGUCCAAGUCUAUUUUGUCGGGUAUUUUCCAGGAAGGUUACGCUAUGGGGUACUUGCUGGGGGUUAUUUUUCAAAGGGCCAUCGUUGACAAUUCUCCUCACGGAUGGCGUUCGCUGUUCUGGUUUAGCUCGGGCCCACCAGUGCUAUUUAUUGUGUGGAGACUGGUGCUUCCAGAAUCUGGUGCAUACUCUAGACGUAAGCUUGAGGAAAAGAAACUCGCAGAAAACUCCGACAAAACUGUUUCCUCUCAGUUCUGGCACACCACUUUGCUUGCAUUGAAAGCACACUGGAUCACCCUUAUUUAUCUUGUCAUCUUGAUGGCUAUGUUCAAUUUUUCGUCUCACGGCUCUCAGGAUUUGUUCCCCACCAUGUUAACCAACCAGUACGAUUAUUCAAGCGACGCUUCGACCGUUACAAACUCUCUUGCUAACAUUGGUGCGUUGGUUGGUGGUAUAAUCGUUGCGCAUGUGUCCUCAUUCAUCGGACGUCGUUUCGCCAUCAUUCUCUGUUGUAUUGGAGGUGGUGCGAUGCUCUACCCAUGGGGAUUUAUCGAAAGCCCUAAGGGACUAAACCCAUCUGUUUUCUUCCUCCAGUUUUUUGUACAGGGUGCUUGGGGUGUUGUCCCAAUCCAUCUUACGGAGCUUGCUCCCGUGGAAUUCCGCGCAUUUGUCACUGGUGUCGCAUAUCAAAUGGGUAACAUGAUCAGUAGUGCCUCAUCAACUAUCGAGGCCUCUUUGGGACAACGUUUCCCCAUUGAAGGUAAAGAAGGCAUCUAUGAUUAUGGUAAAGUGAUGUGCAUCUUCAUGGGAUGCGUGUUUGCAGGCUUGCUGAUCACCACUUUACUUGGGCCUGAAAAUAAAGGUGGAGAAGUUUUCGUCAAUGAAGGUAGGUAUGAAGAAACUAGAGGAGAUGUUGCUGCCCUUGAACGCAGCAGUGAAUACGCCUUGGAUAACUUUGAAUUCAAGCCUGAGGUUGAGCAAGUGGAAAACAAAGUUUGA